Molecule: messenger RNA, 888 nt
Organism: Impatiens glandulifera
Lineage: Eukaryota; Viridiplantae; Streptophyta; Magnoliopsida; Ericales; Balsaminaceae
Product: protein LIGHT-DEPENDENT SHORT HYPOCOTYLS 10
Exons: 2
Coding region: 164-676 (170 amino acids)
Biological process (GO): response to light stimulus; mRNA transcription
Cellular component (GO): nucleus
Source: RefSeq, a predicted model, not a curated record
UAUUAAUUAAAUUAAGUGUAUACUAUAUAACCUACUAAGGACAGAAAGAAAAAGAAAGAAUGGCCCAUUGCAUGUCACCUCAUUGGCCUAUCUUGGGUUAAUUUUUAGUCUUCCAAUUACUCUCACAACUCUUCUCCUCUCCUCUCACCUUCUCUACCCACCCAUGAUGUCAAUCGAAAGAGGCAAAAUUCCUAUGGAGUCUCAAACCUCGACGCAGCCUUCCAUGGGCGAGGAUCCAUCAUCACAACACACGCCAAGCCGAUAUGAGUCUCAAAAGCGGCGUGAUUGGAACACCUUCGUCCAGUUCCUCAAAAACCAGCGUCCACCGGUGCCUCUCUCAAGUUGCACCGGUGUACAUGUCUUGAACUUUCUUAGAUAUCUCGACCAGUUCGGGAAAACUAAGGUUCACGCACUAGGAUGCGUGUUCUAUGGGCAUCCUGAGCCUCUCGGACCAUGUUCCUGUCCAUUGAGACAGGCAUGGGGAAGUCUGGAUGCCCUUGUUGGUCGGCUCCGGGCAGCCUACGAGGAAAACGGAGGCACCCAGGAGUCAAACCCAUUAGCCGGAUCUGUCAUUAGGGUUUAUCUAAGGGAAGUGAAAGAGAAACAAGCCAAAGCCAGAGGGAUCCCUUAUAAGAAAAAGAUGAAGUCGAAGAAGAAAGUUGGAAGCCCUAGUUAGAUCCGCCAUUAAAAAUGCAUGAAUUAAAGAAGAAUUACGAAGAUUAAUUAGUUAUAAGUCAUUCACAUUAGUUCAUGCUUUUAUUUGUGUCCAUGUAAUUGUCUUUUGGCUCUUUCUUUUCUUGUUUAAUAUAUACUUGUAUUGGUUCGACUCAACACAAUAUCUAUGAUGAUGAACUUCUAUUCAUCUAAUCAUUAAUCGUGCUCUAAAGA